Messenger RNA from Drosophila bipectinata, 8513 nucleotides. RefSeq names its product RIM-binding protein (gene Rbp). Gene Ontology annotation, biological process: neuromuscular synaptic transmission. NCBI's taxonomy places the organism in Eukaryota, Metazoa, Arthropoda, Insecta, Diptera, Drosophilidae. The record is from RefSeq and is a predicted model, not a curated record. Gene Ontology annotation, molecular function: protein binding.
GGAGCACGAUAACAUUUUCAACCCCAAAUUGAGCGCCUGUGGAGAAAAUUGCCCGUUUUUCAGUGUCAUUUGGCAGAAAAAUCGAUUCCAUCGCACACACUGGGCCACUCUGGGCAGGUUGGGCAGAAAUCAGAGUACAAACCAGCCGAGCAGCGCGACCGAGAUGACCCACUUUUCGGUUUUCGCACUGGAACCCAACUGCUCUACCAAACUAAAUUAAAUGUGCAAAUAUAUACGGAGUUUUUUUUCUAUCGUUAGAUUGCGCUAAUAGUAGCAUGUUUAAUCGCGGAAAUUAUGUACAACUCGUAGUCGUAGUGUAAACUCUAUGCAUUUAUGUGAAUUCCCCAGCGCAAACGUGGAAGAGGAAAACAGGCGACCUGAAAAAGCAGCGAGCAAGAAGCAGAAGCAGAAGCAGCAAAAAAGUCGUCAUAGGGGCAGCCACAGCAUGCCGUACGAGUCGAUGCACCAUCAUCAGUCGGCGGCCGCUGCCGUGGCCGCUGGCGUCGCCCCCAACGGAAUGCUGGACUCCCUCAGCCUGCAGCUGCGCGAUGCAGAGAUGCGGCGCACGGAAAUCGAACGGGCGCAUCAGGAAACCCUGGCACAAAUACGCAAUUUGAGCGGAAGCGCACGUCCCGAUGCCGAGGCGGUUGAAAAUCUGCAAUCGAGGGCCCGGGAACUUGAAAAGAAGGUCGCUUUGGAAAAUGUGCGCUGCGAGGAGCUGCAAAUCGAACUGACUGCAGCUCUGAAGGCCAAGGCAGCGCGCUCGACGGUCUCCGGAAUGGGAAUGGGAAGUGGGGCGUCCGGAGCCGGCGCAACUAUUCCGACGUCAGCCAGCAGUUCCACCGUCACUUGGGCACCGACAAUCAGUCACCAGGACCAAGGCUCCGAGAUUGAUAUCAUAAUGGCAAAGAUUGAGCAGGAUAAUCGCGUCCUGGCCGAACUGGAGCAGCCUCGCACAUCGGCCAGCGCCAGCAUGUCAGCAUUGCCGCCCAGUUCCAUGUUGAGCACGGUAAAUAGCGAAUUUAGAACCAUAUCAAAGAGUGAACUCGAAGAAGAACUGAACCGUUAUAAAAGGGCCGUACUAGGCGGCGCCUCGGGCGGCGGCGGGGGGAUGUCCGCGAUGUCCUCCGGCUACUCGAGCCUGCCGCAUUCGCUGGCCUCCACGCUGCCCAACGGCGGCGCCAGCACCAGCCUGAGCGGCACCAGCGUUGGCUCGCAGAGCGUGGCUGCCGCUGCUGCUGCCGCUGCCGCCGCCUCUGCCGGAUCGGGGGGCGGAGGCAUGGUCGGUGGCGGUGUUGGAGUCGGAGGCCUCACAUCCAUAUCGGCCCUGGUGCCCAAUCCAAUCAGCGGCAUAUCCUCGAGCCUGAGCAGCCACGGCAUUCAGUCGAUGCAGUACGGGGCCGGGCAGACGUCCGUGGAGAAGCUGUUGAGCGGAACUAGUGGAAUCUCUGGCAUUCCACCUCUGCCGGUAAAUAUUCACACGAUGAAGGCUAUGCCAACGGCAUUAAGUCAGCGCGGAACAAUACAACUGUACAAUUUGCAGAGCACAACCAUGCCCCUCCUGUCACUCAACUCGCAUAACCUGCCGCCCGCCGGCUCGAGCAGCUACUCGGCCCUGGGCCUGAGCGGCGUACCCGCUGGCGUUGGCGGCACCUUGCUGACGCACCCCUCCAUGGCCAAUCUCGGCCUGCUGGACACCGGCACCCUUCUGGGAGCCGCCGGGCUGGCCGGCCUGGGCGCUGGACCCGGUGCCGGUGGCAUUACGGGCGCCACUUCGCUCUACGGCCUCAGUGGUGGAGCAGCCGGUGCUAUCGGCUCCUCCUAUGGGCCACCCUUCCUGGAUGUCGCCUCGAGCGCUUCGUAUCCUUUCACCGCGGCCGCUCUGCGUCAGGCUUCCAAAAUGAAGAUGCUGGACGAGAUCGACAUCCCGCUGACGCGUUACAACCGCAGCUCGCCCUGCUCCCCCAUCCCGCCCAGCAACUGGGGCUUGGACGAGUUCACCGACGGUCUCAGUGUCUCCAUGAUGCACAAUCGCGGCGGCCUGGCAUUGGGUGCCCUCGAUCUGGACACCCGCAACCAUGGCCUGAAUGGAGCCAGUGAGCCUCAGGUGGAUAUGCUGGAUAUUCCCGGCAAAGGCCGCUGCUGUGUGUUCAUUGCCCGCUUCCCCUACGAUCCACCAGAAGCUUCUAAUAAAUCCUCUCUGUUUCCUUAUAGGGAGGCAGAGGGCGAGCUAUCCCUGUGCGCCGGAGACUACUUGUUGGUGUGGACUAGCGGGGAGCCCCAGGGCGGAUACCUGGAUGCGGAGCUGCUGGAUGGACGACGGGGCCUGGUGCCCGCCUCCUUUGUACAGCGUUUAGUAGGCGAUGACCUCCUGGAGUUCCACCAGGCAGUGCUGUCGACGCUGCGAGACGCCGAGGACGGGUCGAUGCAGUGCGACACCACUUCGCUGCCCUCUUUGCCGCCGCACAACCCAUUGCUCACACACACCCACGAGGACCUGGCACGUUUGAGUGAGACGCACACCGAUCUGGAGCACGACCAGGACGACAUUAGCGAUAAUGUUCCAGCACCCAAGCACUUGACGCUGGAACGGCAGCUGAACAAGAGCGUGCUCAUUGGCUGGUCACCGCCGGAGCCAGUGGGCUACAACCUCAUCGACAGCUACCACGUCUACGUGGAUGGCGUGCUCAAGGUCACCGUGAAGGCCAACGAACGCACACGCGCGCUUAUCGAGGGCGUAGACUCCACGCGGCCGCACCGCAUCAGCGUGCGGAGCGUGACCCAGAACAGGCAGACAUCCAGGGACGCCGCCUGCACGAUGAUCAUCGGGCGGGACACCUCGCAUUUGGGCCCCUCGGCGGUGCGCGCCUCGCACAUAACGUGUUCCUCGGCGGUCAUCUCGUGGCUGCCGGCCAACUCCAACCACCAGCAUGUGGUGUGUGUGAACAAUGUGGAGGUGCGCACCGUCAAGCCGGGCAUGUACAGGCACACGAUCACGGGCUUGGCGCCGAGCACCCAGUACCGGGUGACCGUCCGCGCUAAGCACCUGCGGGCCGUUGGCCAACAUGCGGGCAACGUGGCCCAGACGCCGGGCAGGCCCGGCCAAGAGGAGGCACCCGGAGCAUACGCAGACUUCCGUACCCUCACCAAGGGUCUGCCCGAUCCGCCGCAGGAGAUCCAGCUCGAGGCCGGCCCGCAGGAUGGUACCAUUCUGGUGACAUGGCAGCCGGUUAACAGGCCCACCUCGACGGGGCCUGUAACCGGCUAUGCUGUGUACGCCGAUGGUAAGAAGGUCACCGACAUCAACUCGCCCACCGGCGACCAUGCCCUCAUCGACAUUGGCAAGCUGGGCGUCUUCAAUCCCCGUGCCGUCACUAUUCGCACCAAGUCCCGCGACUCCCAGUCGGCGGACAGUGCGCCCAUCUUGAUACCAAACACUGUGCGCAAUGCCGUGGCCCGCCGGGGACCAAACCAGAUGGGCAUGGGCCCACAGCUGCCGCAGGGGCCGCACCAAAUAGGCGUGCAACAGCAGAUGGGCGUGAUUCCCGGCCAGCCCGGACAGCUGACAGCGGGUCAGCAGGGGCAGCACAUGAUGGGCCAGCAAAUGGACCACGGGCAGUACGAUCCGAAUCAGAUGCAACAGCAGGGCAUGCAGCCGCAGCCAGGACAGCCGGGUCAUCAGCCCGACGGAGGCUCCGGCUUGUUAGGUGGCCUGCUCGGUGGCCUCUUCUCGAAACCCACACAGAAUCAAGUGAACCAGAAUGGCUACCAGCCAGGGGCACCAGGCACCCAAAGGGGCAUGGUUCCGAUCCCGGGCCGGCCGCAGGGACCACAACAGCAGCAGCAGCCGCCCUACGGACCCCAGGGUCCCAUGGGCGGGCCCCGCUUUCGAGGACCAGUUCCGGGCCAGAUGAACAUGCAGGGUCAGCAGAUGCAGGGCCAGAUGCAAGGCCAGAUGCCGGGACAGAUGCCGGGUCAGAUGCAAGGGCAAAUGCAAGGACAGCUGCCGGGACAGAUGCCUGGUCAAAUGCAGGGCCACGUGCAGGGCCAGAUGCCAGGCCAAAUGCCUGGCCAAAUGCCUGGCCAGAUGAUGGGUCCACGCGGUCCGCUCAACCAGCAGCAGCAACAGCAGCAGCAGAUGCAGCAGGGUCAGAUGAUGCCCGGCCAGCAGCCCGGUCAGCAGCCAGGCCAGCAGCCCGGACAGCAACAACAAAUGCCGGGCGCCCAGAAGAAGCCACGCUACUUCGUUGCCAUGUUCGACUACGAUCCCUCCACUAUGAGUCCCAAUCCCGAUGGCUGCGACGAAGAGCUGCCAUUCCAAGAGGGUGACACGAUCAAGGUCUUUGGUGAUAAGGACGCCGAUGGCUUCUACUGGGGAGAGCUGCGUGGCCGCCGAGGAUACGUACCGCACAACAUGGUAUCCGAGGUGGAGGACACCGCCGCACCCAUGACGGCCGGCGGCCAAAUAGCCGGACCCAUGGGACAAGGUGUGGGCCAGGGAGUAGGCGUGGGUGUGGGCGGCACCGCCCAGGUGAUGCCCGGCCAGGGGGCUCCGCAGCAGAGCAUGCGGAAUGUGAGCCGCGACCGCUGGGGCGACAUUUAUGCGAAUAUGCCCGUCAAGCGGAUGAUCGCCCUCUACGAUUACGAUCCCCAGGAGUUGAGUCCGAAUGUGGAUGCCGAGCAAGUGGAAUUGUGUUUCAAGACGGGCGAAAUCAUACUCGUUUACGGUGAUAUGGAUGAAGACGGUUUCUAUAUGGGCGAACUGGACGGUGUGCGGGGACUGGUGCCGUCUAACUUCCUGGCGGAUGCGCCCGAUCAGUACAACAACCAGAUGGGUCCAGGCGGAGUCGGGGCAGGCAGAGGCGGGCUGAGCCAGAGGGGUAGGGGCCAGGGUCCCGGAGCGAGGGGCCCGCCGCCGCCGCCGAGAGACAACAUGAUGCCCGGCAUGGGCGGGCAACGCGGCCAACCGGGCAAAAAUGCUCGCCCUGCUUCCCCUACACUGUUAGACAACACGGGCCAUCCUGCCCCCGAUCACCAAACGCAGGGGAUGAUCGGUCGCGUUGGUAAUGUCGGCAUGCAGCAGCAACAGCAGCAGAUGCAGCAGCAACACCAACAGCAGCAGCCGUACGGUCAGCAACAGACACAAAUGGGACAGCAGCAGCAGCAACAACAGCAAAUGGGACAACCUGGAAUGAUGGGUCAGCCGAUGGGUCAACAGAUGGGUCAGCAGCCCAUGGGCCAGAUGGGACAGAUGGGCCAGAUGGGACAAAUGGGCCAGAUGGGUCAGAUGGGGCAGAUGGGUCAGCCGAUGGGCCAAAUGGGGCAGCAGCAGCAACAACCGCCGGUGACGACGCAGGCGCAAACGGGUGGACUGUUCUCGGGAGCGACUAGCCUGCUCUCUGGUGCUACCUCGGCUGCCACCGGUGGUCUAUUUGGGUCGAAGCAACCGCCCAAAACGGAUCCAAUGCAACCACCCGGGGGUGUGCAGCCAGCGCAGCAACAAGCGAACGCCUUCGGUGCCCAACAGCCCGGAAUGCAGCCCGGGAUGCAGCCGGGAAUGCAACAACCGGGAAUGCAACAGCCGGGAAUGCAACAACCCGGCAUGCAACAGCAACAACAAGUGCCACCGCAAGCCCAGGCUCCGCCGCAGGGUCCGGGCGCCGGCCUGCUAGGCGGGUUAAAGGGUAUCGCGGCAGCGGCGCCCGGCGGCGAUGUCCUGUCGAAAGGGAAAGACCUAUUCGGAAAAUUCGGGUUUGGCUUUGGCAAAUAACCCCGGUCAUUCCAUAGGGUCCUGUUAUAUUAUUCGUAGAUUAGACUUAUUAUUACUAUUAUGAUUAUGAUUAUUGCUAUUGAUUACGAUUACUAAGCUAAUAUAAAACAAAAACAAAAACCGAAAAAAAACAGAAAAAUAAAACAAAACCCAUACAGACGGAGGCGCAAAACCAAUGCUAUGUGUAAACCAAUCCAUAGUCCCCUGUGGGCUGAUGUGAACCCUGUUGUCGAUAUGAUACGGAACGAUAUGAUAUAGCAAAAUGAAACUGCAACUAAUAGAACUAAUGAUAAUAUUUUUUAUUAAUUAAAUUGAUAGAAAUAUUAUGAGUGACCGGCAACAGCUGUAGCAUUGGCCCGGCAGCUGGGACAGAGAAAGCCACAAAACCAAAUGAAUUGUUGUAAAAUUAUUUAAAAAAUUGCCAGUUUAGGUAACUGAUAAAGUAACUUGAUAAAAAUUCAACCCACUAACGGAUAAAGCUCUAUAAUACAAGCCAGGUUACCGACAACAAACUCUUCGCCUACAGACACAUUCAGAUACAGAACACAUAGAGAUGCAAAACACACAGAUAUAACAUACGCAGAUGCAGAUAUACAGAUACGAUACAUAUACAUGGUGGGAGGAGGGAUAAGAAGAUAUAUAUUAUAUACAUACAUUAUAUUUACAAUUAUUUGUUAACGCACAUUGUUAAAUUUGCUACUGUUGCUGACCAGUUUAUAAAUAUAAAACCAAAGGAAAAGAAUAAAGAUAAAGCAAACACAUAAGGUAAACUAAACCAAAUAUAAACAUACAUAUAUUAUAUGUAUAUAUUUAAAAUAUAUUGAAAACUAAAUUGAGAUACACUAAACAAAUUACAUUUAUAAAUCAAAAACAAAACAUAAAAACAAGUGAAACGUUGAGCAAUGACGCAGAACAAAUACACAUACAUUGAAGUAAAUAAAAAUAAAUCGAUAUGAUACAUAUUUACAUAUAUACGCAUAUACUAAAUACGAUUUCGCAUUCAAGCCAACCUCCAAUCGGGCGCAAUCCUCUACUUCCAAGGUCCAGUUUAAGAAGAUACAUAUGUACUUUCCAUUUUCCAGUGAUAUACUACCAGUGCGAGAUAGAGAGUUAUACCAGAGCCGAAGCAGCCCCAACAGCAGACGUGAUCCUUCGACUUCUAUUCUAUUCUAUUGCAUUCUAUUCAGUACCUUUCGAAUACCCAAAUUCUUUCAGUGUUUGAUGUCCAUAGAAGCAUAAUUGCGAUUAAUAUAUCAGUGUAACGUAAACAAAACCAAAGACCAAGAGAGAUCUACUCCUACACACAAAUAUGAGAUAUCCGAAAAGUCAUACACAAGUAUAUAAACUACUAAAGAGCCUAAAAAAUAAAACAAAAACCCAUUAGCGUUAGACGCAGAAGACAUGUUCACUAAAUUCGGCAUGGAGAAACUUUCCAUACAAAUAUUGUAUUUUCUUUAUCGUAAUCGAGCCGCCCCUUGCUACAUCUUCCUAUUGCUAAACUACUUUACUUCAACUUAUCCAACUUAUCCAACAUACUCGGACACUUUCGACCGUUAUUUUACUUGCUACCGAUAGUUGCGUUCCUCUGGGAGAACUUUUGCUUUAUCCUGUUCGAAAGAGUUACGAAAAAGAUAGUCAACUGUUUCCUAAUGUUUAAAAAAUUGCUUUGACUCAGCUCCCAUUAAACGAAAAACAAAAAGAAUAUUUAAUAAAAUUUAUAAAAAAAAAAACCAAAAACAAACACUCUAACACAGCAUACAUCGCGUACCUCUUGCUUUACGAAAAUACAAACAUUCAAGAAAUGAAAAGUAUAAAGAUAAAAGAUAAUUAAAAUAUACCAAUGACGAAAUUGAUGAAACAAAUAUAUUUAACAUGGCAUAUAGAGUUGCAUAUGUAUAUGUGCUUGAAUGGCAAAUAAUUGUGAGCAAAUGAUUACUUUAAACGGAUGCAUAAACACACAGAUACACUGACUCACAUAGAUACACUCACACACUCACAUACACAGUCAACUGCGCAGGUUGACACUGUAAAUUGUAAACUGGCAAAUAGUAGUUGGCAGACACUUACCUAGAUAUCGAAAAUAGUUGAGUUGAUAGCUAAGAAUGUUACAAAAAAAGAAGAAAAGAUGAGAAAUGAAACAAGCGUUAACUUUUCCCACGUAAAUGAUUUAAAUCUUACAACAAUCAAGUCACUGUAUUAUUUAGCCACACCAGAGACAGACAAUUACAAUCUACAAGCCUAUCUUCGGCAUCCACCGAAGCUGUAAUGCCCCUGCAACUAGAACUGAGAUAGUAUCAUCUGGCAUCUGGCCUGCAAGGGUAUACCGGAAACACACUAACACAGAUUCAGAACACAGAUAAAGAUAACCCUUGAGUACACUAUAUAAUCAUUUACUAGACACCUAUACAAGUACAUGUACAACAAAAUCAGUUUAUUUCAAACCGAAACAGAUUCCGAAUCCGAUACCGAUGCGAACAAUAUAAUAUGAAAUUAAUGUCAAAAAACCUAUAAAAAGUAAAACACUCACAGACAAAGAGAGAUAAUAGCGGAAAAUACUAUGCAAUAUGAGAUGGAUAAACAAAUGGAAACCAACUAAAUUGUUAUACUGUAUUAUUAUACUUUUUCUAUAAAUUAUAAUUUCCUUAUUGAAUGAGAAAAAGCGAAAAAAAUAAUAAUUAAACAACAAUUUCAAAGAAUGCAAUGGCCUUUCAAUUAACGCGACAAGCCGCCCCUGACAUUACUC